AUGUAUCAGCCACAGGGAAGCUAUCCAUCACGGUCACCUCCGCCGCUGCAGCACCCGAUCCCAACACAUCCUCCAUUCAAAGUACCCGACCCGCCCAUCUCGCCCAACCCGGUCCCUCAAGCGUCGGUCACCGAUCCCCACCUCUCGACUGCAAACCGACGCGGCGGACCUGCUGCCAACCUGCAAGCGUCAGCGUCAGGCGGUUAUCAGCGCUUCGCAUCUCCACCAAUCCAGUCGCCGCCGACUCAACCGUAUGGUGCCGCCUCUUCGUCGUACGGUCAACCGGGUGUCGGUGGGCAAAACUACUUUUCCGGUGCAGGCGUCGCUGGGCAGCAGCAGCAGGGUUGGGGAGGAUUCCCUGGCUUCAAUGGUGCGGGAGGGGGGCCUCAGAUCAUGAACGAUGCUACAGCACAGAUGGGUGUGCAGUUCGGACAGCACAUGGCGGCGGUGGGAGGAGAAUACGUCCAGAAGAACUUCAACGCUAUCCUCCCCCUGCCUGUCUUGAAGCACUACUUCAAUGUGUCCAACUCAUACGUGCUGCACAAGCUGCGCAUCGUGCUCUUCCCAUGGCGACACAAGCCGUGGUCGCGCGCACACCGGCACUCGGCUGCCGUCGGCGGGGUCAGCUCGGCGUACGCGGAAGCGCCCUCUGCCGUCAAGACUGCUUCGUCCGGUGCCGAGGGCUACCUGCCUCCGCGCGACGACGUCAACUCGCCCGACCUCUACAUCCCCACCAUGGCAUUCGUGACGUACAUCAUUCUCACCUCGGUCAUUCUCGGCCUCGAAUCGCGCUUUCACCCGGAAGUGCUCGGCCUGCGCGCCUCCCGUGCUCUCGCCAUCAUCCUCGUCGAACUAGCCGCGAUCAAGCUCGGAACGUACCUGCUCAACAUCCAGGGUGACCACACGAUGAUGGACCUCCUCGCCUACUCGGGUUACAAGUUCGUCGGCACGCUCAUCACGCUACUGGUGGGCCUAUUGAAGGUGCGCGGGCUUGUGUACUGGAGCGUGUUCCUGUACUGCUUUGCUGCGAAUGCGUUCUUUUUGCUGAGGAGUUUGAGGUAUGUCGUGCUACCCGAUCCGAGCUCUCCCAGUAGCCAGACUAUCACGCAUGCACAGAGGUCGAGGAGGAUCCAGUUCUUGUUCUGUAUCGCUGUGGUGCAGAUCGUGUUUGGUUGGGCGUUGAUCAUUGGUAUUUUCAAGGAUGCGCCCGUGUCGAAGAAGGUUGUUUAG
This is a messenger RNA of Sporisorium graminicola, 1230 nucleotides long. RefSeq lists its product as uncharacterized. The record is from RefSeq and is a predicted model, not a curated record. Lineage: Eukaryota; Fungi; Basidiomycota; Ustilaginomycetes; Ustilaginales; Ustilaginaceae. The transcript has a single exon. The coding region runs from base 1 to 1230 and encodes 409 amino acids. Gene Ontology annotation, biological process: endoplasmic reticulum to Golgi vesicle-mediated transport. Gene Ontology annotation, cellular component: endoplasmic reticulum membrane; endoplasmic reticulum-Golgi intermediate compartment; Golgi membrane.